AUCAAUCAAACCACUGCCAUCAUCACACCAGAUUGGCGCUCACUAACAAGGCGCAUUGAUUCAGUUAAUUACUUGAGCUGAACCUACUAUUAUCACCACAGCUACCUUAUCAUCAUGGACUCAGCCGAAAACCUCUACGAUAAAGUCCGUGAGCACUACAGCGCUGCCUCACGUGGCACCAGCGUCAAGUACAGCGAGGCCGUGGCCAAAUCCUUCGGCUAUAGUGCCGACGAGCUGGCCAGCAUCCCGCAAGCCGCCAACCUGGGCCUCAGCUGCGGCAACCCCCUGGCCAUUGCCAGUCUGAAAGAGGGGGAAACGGUAUUGGACUUUGGCUGUGGUGCCGGCUUCGACGUCUUUCUGGCCUCCAAGAAAGUAGGGCCUUCGGGCCGGGCCAUCGGCAUCGAUAUGAACGAGGACAUGCUCGCCCGCGCCAACCAGAUCCUGGCCUCCUCCCGGGCAAACGACGGCGGCGACAACGGCAACAUCACCUUCCUCAAGGCCAACAUCACCUCGGGGGUGCCCCUGCCGGACGGCACGGCCGACUGCAUCAUCUCCAACUGCGUCGUCAACCUGGUCCCGCACGCCGACAAGCCCGCCGUCUUCGCCGAGAUGUACCGCCUCCUCCGCCCGGGCGCCCGCGCCCGCGCCCGCGUCGCCCUGUCCGACAUCCUGGCCAAGCGCCCGCUGCCGGAGCGCCUGCGCGCCGACCUGGCCAUGUACGUCGGCUGCAUCGCCGGGGCCGCGCAGGUUGCCGAGUAUCAGGCCUGGAUGGAGGCAGCCGGGUUCCGCGGUAAGAUUUCGUUCUCUUCUUGUUUUCUUUUUAUCCCCACCUCCCCUCUCUUUGUUCUUUAAUACUUUGUUUAUCUUCCUCUUCUUCUCGGCGCGCUUGUUUUCCUUCCUUCCAUGC
Molecule: messenger RNA, 907 nt
Organism: Thermothelomyces thermophilus ATCC 42464
Lineage: Eukaryota; Fungi; Ascomycota; Sordariomycetes; Sordariales; Chaetomiaceae
Exons: 3
Coding region: 115-852 (245 amino acids)
Molecular function (GO): methyltransferase activity
Source: RefSeq, a predicted model, not a curated record